UACAAACUUGGAGAUUUUCCCGUAGAUGGCUCCACUAGUGCUAAACCUAAUAUUAGUGAAGUUGAGUGGUUGGAUGUUAAGAAUCAUUAUUUAACUAUUCCAAACAAAUUAAGACAAUUUUGGUUCUUUGAUUAUAUUUAAAACUAAAAAUAAUGGGUUUGGCGUCUCAGAUACGUUCUGUUUUAGUAGUCAAUCAAAAUAUCUUAUCAAAGAGAUAUUUACACGCUAGUACGGCACUUAACAAAACACAAUCUGGACACUAUAGGCCUAUACCAAACAGACCUCAACCACUGACGUAUGAAAUGGCAAACCCUCCUUGUUAUAUUAAGCAUAGAAAAGCUUGGAAUUCUUGGAAUACUUCAAAUAUAAAAGAUGGUAACAGACCAUCGGAGACUGCUGUAGAGGACUUAUUCAUAAGAAACUUUAUGACUGGAACAUGGCACAAUUUGUUCGCAAGCGAGAUAAUUAUUAAGCGACAGCAUAAUAUGAUCAGAAUUGCUGGGAUUGUUGUACGGAAUAUUUUACCUAUAAAGAUGUACUUUCUAAUAGGUUAUACUGAAGAGCUUUUAACUUAUUGGUUGCAUUGUCCAGUUAAAUUGGAAUUAGUAACAACAAAUGACAAAGAAGAUACUAUAUACAAAAUAAUAUAACUAAAUUAAACAUCUUUCAAUACAAUUAUGUUUUAUUUAUACUUAUUCUAGCAAAUUUGUAACUAGUACUUUAAUAUAAGAAAUAAGUCAAUAAAUUUCAUGAUA
Messenger RNA from Hylaeus volcanicus, 755 nucleotides. RefSeq names its product 28S ribosomal protein S24, mitochondrial (gene mRpS24). Gene Ontology annotation, cellular component: mitochondrion. The transcript is spliced from 3 exons. Gene Ontology annotation, biological process: translation. Bases 153 to 650 code for a protein of 165 amino acids. NCBI's taxonomy places the organism in Eukaryota, Metazoa, Arthropoda, Insecta, Hymenoptera, Colletidae. The record is from RefSeq and is a predicted model, not a curated record.